This is a messenger RNA of Amblyraja radiata (thorny skate), 3133 nucleotides long. RefSeq names its product microtubule associated tyrosine carboxypeptidase 2 (gene matcap2). The record is from RefSeq and is a predicted model, not a curated record. Lineage: Eukaryota; Metazoa; Chordata; Chondrichthyes; Rajiformes; Rajidae. The transcript is spliced from 7 exons. Bases 258 to 1085 code for a protein of 275 amino acids.
CCUAGGGAACGGCGGCGGGACAGUAGCGAGAGGAACGUGAGAAUGACAGGCGGGGUGUCGGGGGCGCGCGUUAUGGGGCAGCUGGAAACUGCGGCAAUCCUGCAGCGAUAAGGACCACAGCAGACCACCCAGUGGAAGCAGAUAACCCCGAACAGUCUGGUCUGCUGCUUGCUUUCUCUGCUCGAAUCCUUCUUGCCAGUCACACAGGAGGUCGCCAGGCAUGCUGGAAUCAAUCCGAGUAACCGGCUAUCAAGAUAAUGAAAAUGGCCCUUCAGAAAUACGGCAGCUAUGAGAAGUUUGAGCAAGCAACUGGUGGGAACCUGCUCACCAAGAGUCGCAUUUGGUUCUACGUGAAGAAGUACAUGGAGAAAGAGAAUUGUCUUGGUGAUAUUGCCGUCCACUUAACAGAUGAUUUGCUUUCUCGUGCGUCUAUGACGAUAGUGAAUGGACGUCCAACGCUGACCAUCAACGUUUCUACCGCCCGUGAACACUGGCUGGAGGGAAUGCUGAGACAUGAGAUAGGUACCCAUUACAUAAGGGGUUUGAACAACAACCUACAGCCCUGGAAUAACUGGAAUGGCCGCAGGAAACACGGGCUUAAACCAAUCAACCCAACUGAAGAAGGACUCGCCAGUAUCCACAGUGUACUGUUCCGCAAGGAUCCCUUCCUCUGGAGAGCAGCUCUGCUCUACUACACAGUGUACCAGGCCAGCCACAUGUCCUUCAGCGAGCUCUUCCUCGACAUUGAGAAAUUUGUGGAAAACCCAAAUACGCGGUGGGAUUACUGUGUGCGGGCCAAACGUGGGCAGACUGACACGUCUCAGCCAGGUUGUUUUAGCAAAGACCAAGUCUACCUGGAUGGCAUCCUUAAAAUUCUGCGACACAGAGACAACAUUGACUUCCAACUAUUAACGGCAUUAGGGAAGAUAUCUCAUGAGGACGUGGACCGCUUGAGGAUUAUUGCCAUCUUGCAGAAUGCACAAAUACCUCACUUCAUGCAAGAUCAACUUCGGUAUAUGGAGCAACUGGACAAGAUCAUGAAAGUGAAUGGGCUGACAGAUAAUGAACUGCAGAUUUUGAUCUGAAAGGAAUCGUGACCUCGGCAGAUCGAUCCAGUAACAUCGAUCACCAAAUAGUACUUCAUGACUAGAAACGAAUCUACAAUCAUUCAGAAUUGGAUACAUGUUUGACUGGCAAUUUGUAUUUGGUCAAGUUCAGAAUUUGUAUUUGAAUUGGUCACUUUGAGGCAUUAGGUAAUUUCUAAUUGAGGUUUGAAGUCUAAAGUUAGUAGAUUAUAUAAAUAUAUUUUACUAUGUUAAAGGUAUUGAGAUGAAAGCUGAUUACGUUUUGUAAAAAAAAAAUUCAAAAUACAUAAAAAAAGGAAACAAUUGCUUGAAAAAAACAUACUUAUUUGUGCAAUAAGAAUGCAAGAGAAAAGUGCAAUGUGUGAAAAAUUCCAACCCAACCAAACUGUAGUCAGAAUCGUGAUCUUCAGCAUGGUGUUGCAUAUGCCUGAAUGUUUGUAUCAUUGUCCGAUAAGUAUCGUACUUCACCUCUGGCUGUGAUAAAAGAUAUCAACUUACUCACUCCCCCCCCUUGUUCUCUUCUAAGACUUGAUAAAUUCAGGGGCUUGUAGUGAACUUAAAAAUGGCAUUGAUGCUGCACAGAAAAACCGCAACAAAAAUCUUCACGUUAACAUUGUCAUAUUAAUCUCUGUAUACUUGUACCAAUUGACAUUGUCCAUUUCUGAAAUAGUGGAAAACGUUAGUGACUUGUGGUACCAGUGUCUUUUUGUUACUGUCAAAAUUAAAAACAUCUCUUUUCAGCUCACAAAUGCAAUGAUGUCGGACUGCCGUCCAGCGCAUAGAGCCACGGUUUGCAAGGGUUGCUGAUUUGUUCAUAGCCAAUGUGUAGAUUGUGUAGUACAGAUCACUGCAGACACGUACCAGUCUUUCUGCUCUAAAUGGUUCUUCCAACUCACCAACAUCAGCCUCCACUUCCUUCUGCAUGAAUUCACAAACCUGCUUCGAAGCUUUGCUUUUCAUUUCAACUCCUGAUCGUGGAAACCAGUUUGGCAGUCUAAUCACUCUCUCUGUCUAACAACAGUUUUGCCAAAUUCCAUUGUGGAUUUAUUAUCGACCACCGUAUAUUUGGGGAACCUUGUCUCUGCACAGGGGGAGUUAUCCAUCUACUGAAGGUCGCAGUGGGUGGCUUAAUGGACAGCUUCAUGUUGCCUCUUCAGAGGUUUUGGUGACCCUCCCCCUGCUUCUCACUUCCCCAACUAAAUCCGUUGUCCUAGACUUUGCUAUUCCCUUCUGGGUCAAAUGGAAGUUUUCAUUCAAAAAAAGAAUGCUGGCUUUCAUUUUGUUAAUAGUGGUUGGUGGUUGGAAGACUAUUUCUGUGUCUACUUGGUGGUCAAGAGACCAUCCCAGAAUAUAAGGAAAUGCUCAUUGAAUGCUAAGCAGAACAGGGUUUAUUUUAAAAGUCACAUAGAUUAACACGUGCUGGAGACAAUUGUUCAAGUAUUUUUGUCCUCGAUGUUGAAAGCUACUAUAAAAAGUGCGAUACAAAAUAUUUUGGUUGACUUCUGACUUAAAGGGGGAUUUAUGACAUUUUCUGAAUUUAUAUAAUAAAUAAUGAGGCAUGUUCAUUUUCACUAAGCUGAUCACACUAUUAACAGUCACACAACUAUUAACAUUCAAGGUUUCUGUACAAAAUUAAAUGUUCUGUGAGUAGCAGAGCUAAUGGUUAGGGAGGGGGAGAUUUAAAAUAACAGAACUGGCACCCAUCUCUGAUGUGUCCAGAUGAUGUCUUAUGGUUUAUUGUGAUGGUCAAGUCACAAAAGAAAGUGCAUGCGAGUUGUUUGUUAUUCAAUUCUGUCGGCUUUUGCUAUCUUUUUAAAGAAAAAAUGUUUAUGCAUGUAGUUUUGUACUUGUGGUGGAAUGAGAGUAAUUGCAGUCAGUUUGUUUGUUCAGUGUGGGGACAUUUUCAACCAUCAUUUCGGUCACCAAAUGCAAAAUGUACCAUGGAGGGGGGGCAGAAAAAUAAAGAUGCAGCGUAAUGUUUAGCAUUCGAUCGAUUCCUGCUUCACUGAGUAUCACGCUGAAUAAAAUGAACCAUUUUUACACAUUAA